Molecule: messenger RNA, 3253 nt
Organism: Aedes albopictus (Asian tiger mosquito)
Lineage: Eukaryota; Metazoa; Arthropoda; Insecta; Diptera; Culicidae
Biological process (GO): protein polyubiquitination
Molecular function (GO): ubiquitin protein ligase activity; metal ion binding
Source: RefSeq, a predicted model, not a curated record
AUGGCAAACUUACCACCGUUGCCGAAAGUAGCAUCAACGGGAAGCAGCGAUCCUCAACCGCGCCCCGAAUCAUAUAACAACCGGCCAUGCACAGGUCGCGGUUGUUCGUCAGUGAAUAGCAGUUCACUAAGCAGAGCAUCCGCUCGUCUUGCCCUACGACUAAGGCAAAUAAAUGAAGAGCGCGCAAUUCAGCAGCGCGAAAUUGAGAUGGAAAGGCGCGCUUUUGCCUUUGAGCGCAAAGUCCUGAAUGAAAAAUAUAGAUUGCUGGAGCAGCAGAUUCAAAGGAAGUCAACCUUCAAAGAACCUUCAGCCGAUGGUAUUCAGUUAUCAACUUCACCGCAUACAGCGGACAAUUCAACGAUACCGAAGAAAUUAAAAAUUCCUUCAAUACAAUCGAUAGGAAUUGAAUCUUUAACAGAUCGGUUAAAAUCGCUUGGGACUCAGCAGCGUAUUUCAAGCGCGUUUCCCAAAGCAGAUUCGAUGACGCAAAAUAUGAGCGCAAGUAGCAGUGUCAGAUGUAAUAUGGAAAACUUCAUCGCUCGUGCACCUUAUGGAACACCAUCAAACUCCGAGUUCAACUAUGAAGAUACAGCCGUCCGAUCUCAUCAGCCAUGCCACGGUACUGUUCAGCACCAGAGACAAGUGUGUAUUUCGAGCCAAGGAUCAAGUUGUGUGAGGAAGUUCUCACAAAAUACCCGCAGAAACAGCAUUACUAACACCAAGGAUUUGCGAACAACCAGGAAGAUCAAACCUAUAUUUUGUCAGGGUCAGCAACGUAUAGUGAUAAAAUUACCAUUAUUGCAACUACAUCAGUACGUUAAAUCGCACAUGGAAUGCUCCAUAGUGUGCGUACAGAAGGAACUCACCGUUAUAGAGCGAGCGCAAAACGAUUAUAGAUCGGCAUUGAGUGAGACACGAGUAUGUCGUAUUCCUUCGUACCUGGACACCGGCCAGAAGCUAAAGAAUCGAACUCAGAGUAGAAUGAAGAACGUCGAGACAAAAUCCUCUCUGUUUAGUACAAAGAAGACUGACCUAUUGAUAGCGGUGAUGCACGGGAGCAGUAUGUUGUGCACGGUUCCGACUACGCCAGAGCAGAACAAAUCAUCGUCUUCGUCGUUGCUGUCCUUGUCGUCGACGUUGGAAUCUCCCGCGAGUCGAAAAAAGGAAAUUUGUAAAUUCUUCAAAAUGGGCAUCUACCGCUAUGGGUCGGUCUGUUCGAAUACACACGUCGCCCCUGCUACGGAACAGACACAAUCCGGUCUAUCCUUUGCAGCCGAUUCAGGACCCAGUUUCACCAUUGAUCCUCUCAAACGGAUCAACGCAUCGGAAUUUGUUUUUAAGUUCAAUCAAUGGCAAUCCCCUACUGGUUCGGUUGAGGUACAACAGACAGAACAGAUGUUACCAGAAGAACGACUGGUAUCACUGGAUUUGUCCGAGGAAGGUGUGGUAGCUGAUGACGAAGCGGAAGAAGAAGAUGCCAUCGCAGCUGCUGGAAUGCCCUAUGCGGUCGUUAUCACAAUAAGCGUGGGAAUGAUCGGAAUCCACGUCGAUUCGGUGCUAUGCCCAUACUUCGAGAGUAGGGGCGUCUGCAUGAUGGACACGUGUCCGUAUGUGGCAAUAUACAAGCGGUGCGACAAAUUUUGUCUGAACGCGCUCGACAAGGAACACCAAGGGCUGCACGACGUCGAGUGUAUCAAACAGCACGAGCUGGACAUGCAGCAGUCGUUCACCAUCCAUCGAUCCAAGGACAAAAUCUGCGACAUCUAUUUGAAGGUAGUCAUGGAGAAGCUGUGCCGCGAGCAACGAUUCGGAAUCCUACCCAACUUCAGUAACAUUUUCUACCUGAAGUGCAUCUGGACGUUGCGACAGGCGAAACACUCCAAGAACAAUAUUAAACUGGGCUGUCGUACGUGUCGCAUCCCGUCGCACUUUGUGUGUCUCAGUAUCGUGUGGGUGGGGAGUCGCGAGGAGAAGGAUGAGCCGAUCAAUGACAAUAUGAUGGCCUGCAACAUUACCCACUGCAAGCACUUUAAGCAGGAUUCAAGCAAGUGUCUGUUCGGGAACAAGUGCUUUUACGUGCUGGUCGAUGUGGGUGGUCCGUCACGACAGACCGACAACCGACUGCAGAUCAGCCAUCUACAAGAAUUUUUCCGCAAUGUGCUGUACCAGCGAGAGCUCCUGAUCGACUUCGUAUUGUCCAUAUUAUCCGACAGCGACGACUCAGCGAUGUCUGAACUGUAAGCGAUAUGUGAGGAAUUGUGGAAAGCAGAGUAACGUCAACGAACCAUCGGCUUCGGCAACUUGCAAGUUAGUUGGUAUAUCAUUAGGUAAAACUGGAUCCACCAGUAUAGAAACUAGUGACCAGUGUUACGGGGGGGAGUAUGUUACCGCUGGGAACACUGCAAGUGCAUUGGGCGGUACAGAGCUUCUAGCGAUGACAAGAGCUGACAGCGCUUUGCUCUUGGCAGAGGCUAAAUUGUAGAUAGAUAAGAAAAGAAGGAUGAAAGAAGGGAACACAUAGUGAUUCUACCUAUCAAAUUGAUUAUUCUACUUAAAACUAGUUUGUUUGUUUAUUCUACUUAACAGUAAGUCAUGCAAUUAUUCAAUACUCGAGAAACUAUAGUGCUAAUUAUUAUGAAUUACUUACAGUGUCUAAAAGAUGUGAAUUUCCUAUAAUCUACACUCAUGCAAUGUUAAACCUAUCUAGAAUAUGAAAUGUUAGCUACUUGGGAAGGUGAAAUCUCAGUGAAAUACGUUAAAGCACCGAAAGUGUAAGUAAAUGAAAUAUUGUAUUCUGAAUUGCUAAUAAUAAAUAUCAAUUUGCAGUUUAAAGCUGCACCUAACCGCAAACUUGGCGGCGACUUUGUUGUGCUGCUAACAACCCGGUAACCCACUGGAUUUCGUGACCCUUUCCCCGCUAACAACAUUGUUGUCACUUCGUAAAAUGGCUCAUUACACCAAUAAAGCUAGCCAUGAAAAUGUUUGACACUUCUGAGGUCAUUUUGACAGACCACACACAUGCAUGAAAAAGACGGAUCAUAUAUUCUACUUUAUCGAUCUUGUUGCCUUCUUUUUCAUGCUCAUGUGACAUCUGUCAAAAUGACCUGUGAAUUGUCAGUCAUUUUGAGGUUAGGUUCGUUGGUGUAAUAAAAAAUUGUGAGUGCCACGGAGUGAGGGUUCGAUUCCCGCUCCAGUCGGAGGAAACUUUUCGUCAAACGGAAAAUCCUUCAUUGGUCCACUGGGUGUUCCUUGC